Haemorhous mexicanus (house finch) is the source of this 10293-nucleotide messenger RNA. It is a transcript of the gene AKAP11, whose product is annotated as A-kinase anchoring protein 11. The record is from RefSeq and is a predicted model, not a curated record. NCBI's taxonomy places the organism in Eukaryota, Metazoa, Chordata, Aves, Passeriformes, Fringillidae. The transcript is spliced from 12 exons. Gene Ontology annotation, molecular function: protein kinase A binding. Gene Ontology annotation, biological process: intracellular protein localization. Bases 175 to 6081 code for a protein of 1968 amino acids. Gene Ontology annotation, cellular component: cytoplasm.
GCGGGGCCCGCGGCGGCGGCGGCUGGGGCGGGGGCGGCGGGUUUGGUCGGGCGCUCCGGGGCAGCUGCGCUGCAGGGCCAUGGCCGCGGGCGGCGGGCGCUGAGGAGGCGGCGGUCACAGCCACAGGCAUUUUUGAGCUGACGUCUUUCAUUGAAUACUGAGAUUGGUAAGAUCAUGGACACGUACGCCAGGGCUCAGGGCAAUCGCAUGAAAUCAAGAAUAUCUGUUGAAAAGAGUUUUGGUGAAAGUAUCCUGCAAUCUAUGAAGUCACUGCUACACAGCAGGAAAGAGUUAUGCAGUGUAUCAGCAGAGGAAUGCUUAAAUCAGGAAGAACAAGAUAAUUUUAUUGAGAUUACAUUUAUAGGUUUUGCAGAAGGGAUGGGAGCUGCUCACUUGCAGGAGUUAUCAGCUGUUUCUGUAGAGCUUCCAGAUGUUCUGAAAUCUCUCCAGUUGCGCAAACUAAAAGAAAACGAGGCCGUGUUUCUGAAAGACAUAAAGAAAACCUUGGCAAAACCUUAUGUCAUGAAACAUCAGAAUCAGGUUCCCGAAGUGUUUUGUGUGAUGAGACUGUCUCCUUCCUUCCCAAGGAUCAAAGUUGAUUAUAUAUUCACCUUGCUAAGCAAGUAUACUGCAGGCAUAAGAUAUGCAGUGGAAAUAAACUCUUCACAAAAACAUCAAACAGAGACCACCCAUGGAGAAGAUGAUGACACCAAUCAGUCGGUUUCUUCAAUUGAGGAUGAUUUUGUCACUGCUGUCGAACACUUAGAUGAAGACGAACCUUCAAAGAUACUAAGUGCUGGUACAUGCAGCUUUGCUUCUCAGAACCAUCGAGAUGCUGCUUCACAGACUGUCCCUGCUCAAUGUUUAGAAGCUGUUGACUCAAAGAUUGUUGUGGGUUCUGCACAUCGAAGAUCAUCUGCCAGAUCUUCUACUUUGAUUGAUAUUUUGGGACUUAAGGAGCUGCCCUCAGUAAAGAAUUCAGUUACAACCUCAAUUUCUGAUCCCUGGAUACAAAGGAGUUUCUAUAAGCCAUAUAAUCCGUCUGAUCAAGGUGUUAAUUUUUUACGUAAAACAUUGUUUUCUUCCUCUCCAGCUGAAUCCUCUGAGUCAGAUUGCUCCAGCCCCAGCCCCAUCAUCUUCUUAGAUGAAGAAGGGUAUCAAAAAAGCUUGAAGGCAAAACUUCAGCUGCCAAAAAUUCCAGUAGUAAAAGAUGGUAUAGAGGAUUCAGACUCAGAAGUGAGUGAAUUUUUCGAUAGUUUUGAUCAGUUUGAUGAGCUGGAACAAGCCUUGGAAAACUCUUGUAAAAUUAUUAGGGAUCCCAUCCUAGGGAAUACUGCCCAGAAAAGGAGAACUGCACAUGAAAAAUUAUCUUCUGCAAGCAUUACAAUGAACCCUCAGAAAUUCAAGUUUGAUCGUCCCACUCUCCCAGCCAAUGUAAAGAAACCAACUCCUCGUAAGCCAGAAUCACCGUACAGCAGCAUCUUCGAGGUCCCAGAUUCCCCUCGCCCGGUUAGAACAUCAGGGGAAGAGAAUGGAGGCUUCUUCAGCCCCAUUAGAACAUCAGCCUUCAGCCCCCUGGGGGGCUGUGGUUCCUCCGAAUGCUUGUGUCGAAUUAAUCUUGGUGGAGAGGGGACAGGUCAAAGUCACCCUGAUGCUGCUUAUAACAAUUAUUCGGCAUAUGCUGACAGUGUUUCAUGUGAAAUACUGGGUUCUGUUCUUUUUUCUGAGUCCUCAUCGGAACAAAUGUGCGCAGAGAAUGAUUCAAAACACAAAAGGGUGACUUUAAAUGAGAAGAAGAAGCAAGCUGCAGAUCUCAAAAUGAAAACUCGUAAGGAACCACAGAAGCAAACAAAAUCUAAACAUAAGUCACUAAUGAUAAGAGAUAGCAUUCAAAAGUUUGCAACUGAAUUGGUUGAAAAAAGUUUUGGCAGUGCAUUUAAGGACCUCCAAAAAGGUGUUUCUUCAUGCACAAAUGCACUUUGCCAUUUGGCUGCUAGGUUGACUUCUUCAGUCUUUCAAAUGGCUUUUUAUGAGAUUGGAAGACGUAGAGCAAUCUCGCUGAAGGAGCGUGCCAUUAAUGGCAUAGCAAACUUUUUGGUGAGCGAAGCCAUAACCGGUGCUUUGAAAGAAUUGCGUCAGGUAAAGAAACAAAUAUUUAACAACACUGUUGCACGGUUUGCAGCAGACCUCGCUGAAGAGCUUGUGUUUGAAGGAAUCAUGGAAGUAUGCCAGUUUUCAUAUCCAUCAACACCUACUGCACAGUCCUCAUCAUUUGAUUAUGAAAACAAAGUGGUAAGAUCCUAUGCCCGAGAUUUGUCUGAAUCUGUCAUUCAGGAGGCAUUUAUUGAACUAUCUCAGGUUGAUGUGACCUUUACAACACAAGCAGCCAUUAGUGUUUCCAUGGACAAUAUCAAAUAUGUAAGUGCAGAAAGUAUGUUAGAGUCAACACAGACUUCCACAGUUUCUCCUAAUUUUAAUGAUAGCGUAGCACAAAAGCCAAUCCAAGACUCCAAGAAGGAUUAUACAGUACAGCAGGCUCUAUUUUGUACCUCUGGUGUUGUGAGUUCAAUACCUGUGCCCUUAGCUGGAAGAGCCCUUUGUCAGCAACAGGCUUCCUCUGAUGCUUACAAUGUGAAAGUAUCCACUGUUCCAAAUGCUGAUGACAGUACAAAAAUAUUCAAAGACUCCACUCAUCCAUUUUUCACAAGCAGAACAAGAGAGGAGGAAGUCGCUUCUUUCAGAAAUAUUUAUCUAACUUUAGAUCACAGUCAAAGUACGGAAAGUACUCCAUCCCUCUUCUGUAGCCAGAAUGAUACCAAACUAACAAAUAACAGAUCUGGAAUGAACAAUAAUUCAGAAUUAACAAGUGGGUCAAAAGGCAUUAAUACUUUCUCUGGAACUAUGGUAGAUAUGAUCGUAAAUGAAGCUUAUGAAACCAUAACCUCAUCUAGAGUAACAAAAGCAGUAGAAGAAUAUUCAGAUUUUUUAACAAGAAAAGUAAUAGAUAAAAAACCUUAUGUGCAAGGUACUGGUGAAGACACCCCUAAGAGCAUGUUUGCAGAUCAUUUGGCCAAGUAUGUCAUAAAACAAUCUGCCGAAGAAAGUAAAACUGUGUUAUGCAACACCAGUGAGAAUUUAACAUGUAAUGUGAGCUCACAGGCUUACAGAGAUACCAGUCGAAAAGAACAAUGUGUGAUACAGAAGCAAGAGGCUGAGAAACAAAAUAAUGUUUCUAUAAUUGUGGAACAACAACAGUUGCCUUUGAAUAAUCCAUGUAAAUUUGUUACUCCAACUCAUUCUGUUCAGUGUAUUUUAGAAUCUAAAGAUUGUUGGCAAGAACAAAAAGGAAGCAAUUUUUCUUCAAAAUCACCACCGCCUUGUUCCACUGUGACUUUUGCUAGGCAUGUUCUAGAGGACUGUACUGACACAGGAAGCUGUUCAAUAACAUGCUUAAACAAGCCUUCCAAAAAAAGUGAUACCCAGAAACUAUCAGCAGGAGCUUUGAAUUACAGGCAGAUUGAUUGUUUUCUGCAUGCAAGUAGCUUGCCUUCAGAGACGUUUGGCAGUGAAGGUGCUUUGCAGAUGGAAGAAAAAUCAAGCCUGAAACAUGGAAAUACCUGUUUAAUGCCUGACACACCCCCAUCGACUCCUCUAGUACCAUGUCAAGGUAGUUCUGAAAGGAAUCUAAGAAAACUGUCCAAGAAACUCAAGGGAGAAUUAGCAAAGGAAUUUGCACCUGCAACACCACCUUCUACACCCUACAAUCCAUCUACCACUGAUUCGUCUGAAACUGAACACGACUCUUUGGAAAAUGAGGAAUUUAUGCUGAAACUCAUGUGGUCACUUUCUGAAGAAGUGGAAAGUAGUGAAGAUGACGAUCAUUCUGAAAUGCCUGUUGAGAAAGGGGAGCAUUCAGCCAAAACAAUUCAGUAUGCAGACUGCCUAGCUAGCCACAUAAUUUCAGUAGCAACUGAAAUGGCUGCUUCCCAUUUAGGUGGUAAAACAAAUGAAAGAGAAGCUGGCAGGCAGGCUCAGUUAGGGAUGCAAAAGAAAAGAUGUAGAUAUACUGCAUUUGUAAAUAUCCCAGAAGAGACAUGUAAUUCCUUGUGGAAUUAUGCAGGUGAUAUGGCAGGAAAAGUCAUCAAUGAGGCCAAGAAAGUAGUGAAAUCAAGGCAUUGCAAGCUGUUGAGGUUGAAGCGGGUUAACUGCCAGGUGGAUUGCUUUUAUGUGAGUAAAGGUGAUAAAGAUGGUAAUUCAAAAGAAUGGUGUGGCCCAGUACAGGACCAGUGGCUGGGAGAGAGAGAUUCAUCUGGGCUUCCUUUACCACAAGGUUCAGGCACAGCAGGUUUGACUUCCAAGUACCCAAGCUGUGAAAGUGUGACUGAUGAGUAUGCAGAUCAUGUUAUCCGCAUUCUGAAAAGAGAAGGAGGUAAUGCUGAGCUGUUGGUGGAUCAGUACGCCAGCAGACUUGCUUACAGGUCUAUCAAAUCGGGCUUGCAGCAAGCUGCUAGAAAAACCAAAUUCAGAUACAGCAGAAAGACAUUUCCUGGGCAAAAUGCACAGCUAAAUGGUAAGCUGGAGCUGAUCAAAGCAGGGAAUAAAGAUGCAGUACAGCAGGUGAAAAGCAGCAUUCACCACUGUGAAGGUCAAAUGUUCGAGAGGAGUGUCCCUGCACAGAGAAAGGAAUGUACGGAGUUGUUACAUUUUUCCGAAUCCCUUGCUCACAGUAUCACUUGUGAUGUCAGGAAGAAACUGAAAAUGUCAGGAGCAUGCUUGCCGAAGUCCCUUACAGAUUCCUGUCUGUAUAAAAAGACUGAAUUUGAUGAAGUCACAGGGGAUCUCAUUAAAACAAGGCUUUCUAGAACAUUUCUUCCUUUCUCCCCUGAUCAUAAACUCUAUCAUAGUACAGGUAAUAUAAAUGAAAAUGGCUACAGUGAAGGUAUAAUUCAAGCUAUAGAACAAUAUGCUAGGAAAGUAGCAGAUGAUACUCUAGAAAUGAGUUUAGAGUCGGCUCUUCUCCAUGUGGCUGAAAACAGAAAAAAUGGGGAUAAGCUCUCGUACACUGAGAAACUGUCUCCUUUUUAUGGAACUGUCUGUAGAUGCUGCAGUAUGAAGGAACAUCGGUACUGUACAGAAAGUAUGUCCCAUCAUCUACCUGCACAAGGAUCCUGCAUUCCAGUGAGGCAUUUUCUUCAUUCUGGAUUGGGUGGUGCCUGUCAAAAUUCCAGAGUGUUUCAGCUCGAUAUUCCCAAAAUUCACGUUGAUGUAGAACAGAGGACAGUGUUUUCUGACAAGGGGGCUACUGCAGCUGUAGAGAAAGCAGAAAGAGAGCUGAGUUACACAAGUCUGACAGCUGACAGUGGUAUUGGACAAGAUGGAGUCAGUUUUGCUGAAAGCCUUACUACUGAAAUAAUGACAUCCGCUAUGACUAAUAUUGGUCAGGCAGUUACCAUAAGCUCUGUUGGAAGAGAAGGAUUUCACUCUGUUGAAUCUGUUGUUAGCCAGCAGAUGAGUCUUAGUAUUGGUGAUGAUAGCACUGGGAGUUGGUCCAAUCUAAGUUUUGAAGAUGAACAUCCUGAUGAGAGCAGCAGUUUUCUUCACCUAAGUGACAGUUCAGCUGUCUUCUCUUCUUCUCCUGGCAGUAAUGGUAACAGCAGUAGCUGGAGCAGUCUUGGUUUAGAAGGGGAUAUGUAUGAGGAGAAUUUAUCCUUUCCAACAUCAGACAGUGAUGGAACAGAAGAUAAAGAUGAAGAUUCCAAGGAUGCUGUGGAAGGUUUGGAGCAAGUGCAAAAGACUUUAUCAAUAAUGAAUAUUGAUCUGGAACCAAAUCUAGUGGACCCACAGCUCAGAGCAGCACUCCAGUGGCUGGCAGCUUCUGAAACAGAGGUGUCUGACCUUCACUUCCGCGACGCUGCUGCAAGGGAAUUUGUCUUUCUUUCUAGAAGACUGAGAGAAAGAGAUUGGAAAGUUGGAGAUCUCUUGCAAGCAGUGCUGAAGUAUUGUGAAAUGAUAGAGACGGCAUCUGAUGGAGAGCAAGCUCUGAGUAAAUCUUUGGUCAGUUGGCUUCUGGAAAAUGUCUGAAAAAAUCCAAAGAUGCAACACUCUUAACUUCAUUCCUCUUCUGAAAAGAGAUAGAAGGAACACAGAUGUGUAAAGUAAAAUUCAACUAGUGAAUGUUUAAGUAAUAGUCAGCGUUAAAAGACUUUGAGGUGAAAGUCAAAAUAGCUGUGCUGUGCUUUGUGAUACUGUGCACAUGGUAUGUUUAUUCAGUCCAUAAUCGGUGUUGUCCACCCACGCAUAAAUUGUAUUUACUGCUGUGUUCAUACCACUGAGAACUAUGAACAACCCUUGUUUAUGAUCGUAGUCCACAGGAGGCAGUCUCAGACAUGAUAUUCAGGAUUCCCCUUGUGCCAGGAUAGCUCUUUCUCCCACUCCUAUGUGUGCUAUAUUCACAGCAGGACAAAGAGCACUGAAUUCAGAAACAAUCUGUUCUGGAAUAUCUUGCUGCAGACAGUGGAGAAAAUAUUCAUCUUGGCCAGGUGUUACAUGCCAGGAAGAAAAUUGUGAGCUGCCCAAGCAGCCCCUUAAUACAGUCUGGCUUCGUAGCCACCUUUAUCCAUUUUAACUUUGUGUGAAGGUGGGAGAGUCUGCUCUGAAAUUGCUGAGGUGCAAAGGCAUGAAUUUGUUGACUCCUGUAGAGCUGGUAACUUCUGGUAGAAGGGCAGAGUGAGAAGUUGAGCAUGAUUUAGUAUGUAAUUGUUUUACAAGGUUUCCUGAAGCUUGCCAGUCAGAUUUAAAUUGCUAAAUUUUUUACUGAGGCUUUUUGUAUGCAGAUACUUCUAUGACACUAGUUCUGUGUCAAAGAAUUUGUACAUUAGUCUCUCACGCAGAUGUGUUAAAAGUAGAAGAUAGAAAUUUCUGGGGAUUUUGGCCAUCUUUUUGAAUAGUUUUAAUUCCUUUCAAAGCAGCCAGAUGUGAAUUUUCUUUUUAUGAAUAAGGACAGUUUUGUUACUCAGUGAGCACGGAAGUGUUUAGCAAAGAAUGCUAAUAAAAAUUUAAAGGAGAAAUUUCUUAAAGAUUGAUUUUUCAUUUUUGUUAACUACCUUCCCUGAAUUUUUUUAAAGGCACUUUUAAUUGAAUAUUUUUAGCAGUCUUGUCAGGUUUCUCACCAAUGCUGCUGAUUUGCCUUUCUGUCUGAAGGGAAAUCUGAACCUUCACUUAUCCUGUGGUUUGAAAAUGUUUUUGGAAUUUUUUUUUUUUUUUUAAUAUAUCCUUUGAGAGAAAAAGGCACAUGCUAGUGAUUACCAGGUUGCCACCUAAAACUUGGCAAAUAAUCGUAGAGUGUUACUGAUUUUGGAUGAACAAAAAAUCUUAAUAGCUUUUUCACAGAAAAAUAUACUGUUGAUACGGUGCACAGUUUUGUGAUCCCAAACGAGAGAUAUGGUCUCCAAAUCUAUUCCUGAUUUUUAAUGGCAUAUGUACAAUUCUGAUUACCCCUACCCCAGGAAUUGCUUUGAAAUGUCACAUUGGUAAACUCAAGAGCACUGUCCUUGCAGUGUCUUUGUGUUUCAGGAGAGCAUUCCACCAGCCUUUUUGCAGAGACAUGGUUGGUUUUAGUCCUCUUUUGUCAUCUGGAUUUCUGCCCUGGAUCUCACAAAGUUCACCUUUCUCACAGAGCCAAGAUUUUUCAUGUUUUUGUAUAUGCACAUACAUGCGUUCACACAUGUGAAUCCACACAGGUUUGUUUAUCUGUAUGUGUAUGAGAUCUCACUGGUGUGAACUCUUGGUGCAGACUUCUACCACUAAAUUAAAAUUCUGUUAUGCUUAGUUUAUUUCCUCACUUCAUAUAUAAUUUCACUGAUUGAAAAGUCAAUGUAUGUGGCAAAAAGACCAAAAGCCACUUCAAGGUCUUUUGUAUUGUUAUAGGUAAUAUAAUCCAGGCAUCAGGAAUUCUUUUUCUCCAGAGCCCAAAGCAUGUCAGAGGAAGUUAUUUAAUUCCUAUGUUUGGAAGAUAGUUCUAGUAGCAAAUAUUUUUAAAGAAUUGUACAAAGGUUAUCUGGAUUUUUUCCUUCCUCUCCCAAACCCCCUGAAUUCCUUUUCCCCUUUUUUUUUUAGGUUGAUUUUUCAAUAUUGUUUUCGACAAAAAUUUGAAAUAAUUCCCUGGAUAUAAGACCUUCCCCUUAACACAGCAAUAAUAUAAUUGUACAAAUUUACCUAUAAAAUUGAAAUGUCAAGGAAAUAAAAGGCUAAAAGCAGUGCCUCAUGACUAAAUUUUUCUCACCAAGUGUAAUUUCAGGACAUGAGGAUACAGUACAGUAUAGUAAAAUAAGUACAGUAUAGUAAAAUGUUUCUGUACAGUGAGGAAGAUAUUGAAGGUAUUCCAAAUAUACAAAACCAUACAUUUAAAAAACCUACAACACAACCAACAAACAACACUGCAGAAACAGCCAUUUUUUAAACUCAUUUAUUCAGAAUGAUGGAUUUUGUAAAGUUGGUGAUUUUUCAUUUCAUUUACUUUCUUGGAGAAAGGCAGAAGAUUGCGCCAUUCACAAAGCUUACAACUAUUCACAAAGUUAAGUGGACAACAGUUGCGCUGAAAAAUAUUUUUUUCUGGAAUCCUGUUUUCAGACUGGAUCAAAUAUGUUGUGUAACUAUUGAUUGGUGUUACGUUAAGGAAAAACUUGUUUUAUUAUCCUCUGAGGAAAGUAGCAUAGUUUCCAAAUUUUCAUGGGAAAAAAUGGUAUAAAAUACUUCAUUUUUACUGAAAACAAGCCAAAAAAAACAAACAAACAAACCAGUUUUCUACACAAAUUGUUUUAAAUUUGUUCGGAAUUACUUGACUUUCCUCCUUCUGUAUGAAGUUAAAAAGCAUUACUCUAGCCUGGCAAAAUUAUUACAAUUGAAUAAUUUUAAUAAUCUUUGAAAACCAUACUGUGACUGUAUCUAACUGGUGCUGUCUGCCAUAUUAGUGAGAAAGCUGUUCCUUGCCAAUGCAAGUCUUAAAUUACACUUUUACUGAGUUUAAAACUCCUGACCACAAAUACAGAAAUGUAAGUGAAAACUCUAAAAACAUGAAGGGCCACAUUCUGGUCCCUUUAAAGCAUACAACUCUGCUUUAUAAACAAACAUAAUAAGGUAGAGUUUGUUUCAUCUUGCAUUUUUUCUGUAUGGGAAACCCUGGUAAUUUAAUUUUUAUGUUGAGGAAAAUAUAUCCUAGGAUGUUAUUGUUUCAGAAAUCACCCAGACACUUCAUAAAUACAUUUGGUGUUCUAAAAAAUCAAAGUGUUUUGAUGUUUUGUAAUAUUCUGUAGAAAAAGCAGUCCCUUUGUAAAGCAAGUUAGCAGUGGCCAUAUUUUAAACUAGUUUAAGUAUUCAGAACAGGAUGCAUAAAUAAUACAAAGUAUGCAUAAAGCCUUAAAAUGAAAACCGAACAAAACUCAAACCCAUAUUCUAAAGUUAAAGAUGAUUUGCUGUCUCCAAACGGGAAUGGGAAAAGGCAGCUCAGAUGAUGUAUGUGAAUGCAAUUUCUGUAGUAUCUUUGUUCUUGAGUUUUAGAAGAUUGUGUAAGCUUUUUAGAGAAAAGCCAACCAAAACCCCAAAACCCAGAAACCCACAUUCCGAGACUAAUUAGGUCUCUCAAAAAUGGUAUCAGAUUUUAAGUGUUACAUUUUCUAAUGUAGCUUUGUCUGGGACCUUUUCUAUGAAGAGGGACAAAUUGUUGGAGAUGGGAACACAGUGAGUAGUAAACACCAGCGCAAACCCCUGUAGUUCUAGACAGUCGAUUUGCAAAGAAAAAUACAAGAUUCAGGAAUGAUUUUUAUUGUAAGAAAUUUGGCUUUUCAGCAAGAGACACUGCUGUCAAACAUUUACUGUACUUGAGCUCUGAAGAGGCAGGUACAGAGCCCAGCCACUGUAGUCACUUUAUUUUGUAUCAUCUUUGUACAUUCCUGUUGUAUAGCUGGUGUUGUAGGUUUAGAGGGCCUUUGUUCUAAUGUCUGAACAGUAUUUAAUAAUAAAAAUUAUUAUAAUUUGCUGGAACUGCAGCUUAUUUGUGCAGUGUUACAGUAAUUCACAGCCCAGUUAGUGAUGCAAUUGUAUACCAAAAGCAGUUUGAAUAACUAAAUGUUUAUGUAACUGUACUCAAUGAAUAUGAAGGUCUUGUACUGUAUAAUGGUGACAAGUUUUACCAUUUUAGUUACUUAACUAUAUUCAGUUUUCAGAUUAUGAACUCCAGGUUGCACUAAAUUCGUCCUUGUUUUAGCAGUGGCUUAAAAUAAAACACAUUUCACUGGC